AUGGGGAGACUUCAACCUUCAGUCGGCCAGCCGCCGGCCAGUUUUCGUAAGGCCGCCAGAGCCAAGAAGGCCAAGGCCACUCUCAAUCAGCUCAUACCAUCACUUCUGCCCACGCAUCCCCGCGCUCGUCGAGGAAUAGAUGCCGCGGAACUCGUCAUCGAGCCAAAGCCACUCGAGAAAGUGCAAUUGACCUCAAAGUCUGAAGCAACUGAUACAUCCUCAACGGAGGAUUCGCCUCGCCUCAUUCUCAAAGUGGCCGACACUCUCACAGCGGCGCAUUCUCUUGUCGUUGCAGAUUCAGGGCCAGAAGAAGGGCGAGUGGCGAUCCUCAACAUGGCAUCGCCGCUCACACCCGGUGGUGGCUUUGUAAACGGAGCUGGCAGUCAAGAAGAAUCACUCUGCAUGCGAUGCACACUGCUGCCAUCGCUUAAAGACGAAUGGUACCGGCUGCCAGAACUUGGCGCAAUUUACACACCCGACGUCAUGGUUUUCAGAGAUGAGGAUACAGAGGACGUGUUGGAAAAGAAAGACCGGUGGUUCGUAGAUUGCAUUAGCGCCGCCAUGCUUCGGAACCCAGAGACCGAGAGGGACGAGUCGUCAGGUUUCAGCUACUAUGUCAACGAAAAAGAUCGGCAACUCGUAAUGGAAAAGAUGAAGGCGGUGCUGCGAAUAUGCCAACUUAAGGGAAUUACAAAGAUCGUCCUCGGAGCCUGGGGCUGUGGUGCGUAUGGGAAUCCCGUCAACGAGGUCGCCGCAACCUGGAGGAAGGUCCUCCUACCUAGAAAUGACAACAAAGCAAGGAAGAAGGGAAACAGAGAAACCUGGAACGGCAUCAAGGAAGUUGUUUUCGCCAUCAAGGACUCUGGCAUGGCUGACGCGUUUGAGUCUGCUUUUGGCAAAGGUCUUGAGAGGGAGGAACCAGACGAGUCCGAGGAUGAGGCUGGGAGUGAGAUUGACCCAGACGAAAGGAACAGGAUGGAGCUUCAAACUAGGAUACGCGAGUUGGAAGAGCGUAUUGAGAAAACAACUAGCCCGCAGCUGAAAGAUGGACUUAAAGGUAUACUCGCAGGGUUGGUCAGUCAACUCCCACCUGACGAUGAGGAGAACAUCACAGAUGAUGAGGAGUAG
Messenger RNA from Colletotrichum truncatum, 1128 nucleotides. RefSeq lists its product as uncharacterized. The record is from RefSeq and is a predicted model, not a curated record. Lineage: Eukaryota; Fungi; Ascomycota; Sordariomycetes; Glomerellales; Glomerellaceae.